Molecule: messenger RNA, 1897 nt
Organism: Tachysurus vachellii
Lineage: Eukaryota; Metazoa; Chordata; Actinopteri; Siluriformes; Bagridae
Product: gamma-aminobutyric acid receptor subunit beta-2
Exons: 10
Coding region: 83-1657 (524 amino acids)
Biological process (GO): signal transduction; nervous system process; chemical synaptic transmission
Cellular component (GO): neuron projection; GABA-A receptor complex; membrane
Molecular function (GO): neurotransmitter receptor activity; extracellular ligand-gated monoatomic ion channel activity; GABA-A receptor activity
Source: RefSeq, a predicted model, not a curated record
AGAAGAAGUUGCAUCUCUUGUGUCUUCACACAAAGCUGGAAAAUAAAAUUAUUUAAAAAAUCUCACUUUUAUAUUUAAACAAAUGUCGAUUUUUCGGAGAAGAAGAAAAUGGAGCUGGAUUCGGAUUUGGGUUUUAUUCGUGAUGGUGGCUGCGGUCUGUGCUCAAAGUGUGAAUGAUCCCAGUAACAUGUCCCUGGUGAAGGAGACUGUGGACAGACUGCUGAAGGGUUACGACAUUCGGCUCAGACCUGAUUUCGGAGGUCCUCCAGUAAGAGUGGGAAUGAACAUCGACAUUGCCAGCAUAGACAUGGUAUCAGAAGUCAACAUGGACUACACCCUCACCAUGUACUUCCAGCAGUCGUGGAGAGAUAAACGGCUCUCGUACUCGGAGAUCCCUCUGAACCUUACACUGGAUAACCGUGUGGCUGAUCAGCUCUGGGUCCCAGACACUUACUUCCUAAACGACAAGAAGUCCUUUGUUCACGGAGUGACAGUGAAAAACAGGAUGAUACGCCUCCAUCCGGACGGCACCGUGCUCUACGGACUGAGGAUAACUACAACAGCAGCCUGCAUGAUGGACUUGAGACGAUAUCCGCUGGAUGAACAAAACUGUACUCUGGAAAUUGAGAGCUAUGGCUACACGACGGACGACAUCGAGUUUUACUGGCGAGGUGAAGACGGCGCUGUGACAGGGGUGGAGCGAAUAGAGCUGCCUCAGUUCUCCAUCGUUGAAUACAAGCUCAUAGCCAAGAAGGUGGUUUUCUCUACAGGAGCUUAUCCUCGCCUGUCCCUCAGCUUCAAGCUGAAGAGAAACAUCGGCUACUUCAUCCUGCAGACCUAUAUGCCCUCUAUCCUGAUCACCAUCCUGUCCUGGGUCUCCUUCUGGAUCAACUACGAUGCCUCAGCUGCCCGAGUCGCUUUAGGUAUCACCACCGUCCUCACCAUGACGACCAUCAACACUCACCUCCGAGAGACGCUCCCUAAAAUCCCGUACGUCAAAGCCAUCGACAUGUACCUGAUGGGCUGCUUCGUCUUCGUCUUCCUCGCCCUGCUCGAGUACGCUCUUGUCAACUACAUCUUCUUUGGACAAGGACCUCAGCGGCAGAAGAAAGCAGCGGAGAAAGCGUCCAAUGCCAACAACGAGAAAAUGAGGAUGGAUCCCAACAAGUGGUUGAUGGGAAAUGUAGUUCAGAGAAACGAUGCUCUGUAUGCCAGAAUGAAACCCAGGGAUAUUGACGCUCAUGACUCGAUGUGGGAACCGAUCUUUGUGGACGAUGCUGCAAUAGGACUAGGGGAUCAGAAAAAUAAGAUGGACCCACAUGAGAACAUCCUCCUCACACCUCUGGAGAUGAAGAAUGAGAUGUCUCCAUCUGAUUUAGCUCUGGGUCUCGGCGACCCACGCAACACCAUGCUAGCGUACGACAGCUCAGCGCUACAGUACCGGAAAGCGGGUCUGGCUCGGCAGAACUUCGGACGGAAUGUGCUGGAACAUCACGUCACUCAGAAGAAAAGCCGACUGCGGAGACGCACCUCGCAGCUGAAGAUCACUAUCCCUGACUUGACUGACGUGAACUCCAUUGACAAGUGGUCGAGGAUGAUCUUCCCCACCGUCUUUUCCUUUUUCAACAUCAUCUACUGGCUCUACUAUGUCAACUGAGAUCAACCUUUCAUUCUUUUCUCCUUUAAAGUUUUAAUUUUGUUUCCUGAUGUUUAUUUUGGUAAUUCUGUGUUCCAAUACUGUUCAGAACACUCCCUGCUUUACAGAGGUGUGGAUGAAGGUGUAGGGAUUAGAGUGUAGGGAUUAGGGUGUAGGGAUUAGAGUGUAGGGAUUAGGGUGUAGGGAUUAGGGUGUAGGGAUUUGAGUGUAGGGAUUAGAGUGUAGGGAUUAGGGUGUAGG